Molecule: messenger RNA, 990 nt
Organism: Pediculus humanus corporis (human body louse)
Lineage: Eukaryota; Metazoa; Arthropoda; Insecta; Psocodea; Pediculidae
Exons: 4
Coding region: 1-990 (329 amino acids)
Molecular function (GO): DNA-binding transcription factor activity
Source: RefSeq, a predicted model, not a curated record
AUGGAAUCAUCGAAAACUGUUGAAAAAAUUGGAGAAAACGAUGAUGAUUUUAAACGAAGAGAACGAGAAAGUACUGAAUUAUGUCGUUUUCUUCAAGUAUUAAGAAUGACAUUUGAAAACGAACCCAUUAUAAUUGAAUCUAAAGCUAAAGGAACUAUUAAAUGCGAAGAAGACGUACAAAAAUUAAUUAAAAAUCUAAAAGUAUUAGGUUAUUUUUUUUCAAUUAGAACAUCCGAAAAGAAAAUUGAUAAAAAGUGUUGUAAGCUAAUGAUAAUAAAUAAAAAAUUUCCUCUUUGUAGUCAUCCAUACAGGGUUUUAAGUCAUGCACGAUAUUACUGUUCUCACAAAGAGAAAAGAAAAAAUAAUAUGGAAAAACAUACACAACCCAGACAAGUUUCAAGUUGUAAAGCAAUUUUAGAUAUUAGACAAGUUGAAAUAUUUUCAAAAGUUUCACUAGCAUCUUCAAGAAGACAGCGUAUUGAAAUGUUGAAAACGUUUAGACGUAGCUUGUAUUCGAAACAUCCUCCUGAAGGAGAAAUAAAAUAUUGUGUCGUUAUUUCCCUACCAAAAAUUCACUGUCAUCCCCCUCAAGUAAAAGGACAAUAUUUAAAUGAUGAAGUUAAAGCUGCAAUGCAUUAUGUCUUACGUUGUGGCAUCACAUCAGUUGAAUCAAUUCAAAAAAAACUUUACCAAAUAGUCGAUCAAGAAUUUGAAAAUGAUCCAAUCAAACCGUCCAGAGACAAUUCAGCAUUUUAUCCUAAUCAAAAAACAAUAUACAAUCAUUUGAGGCGAGAUGGUCUUAAAAUAAAAAGACCCCAUAAGAAAAAUUCCACUGAACUGACAGAGUUAAAAAUAAAAACGAAUAAAUUGUUAAAUUUUAUUUUGGUCAAAAUUAGUGAAUGUUAUGAUUUAAAUAUUUUAACACAAGUUUAUAAGAAAUGUCAAAGUGUUGAAGAUAUUUUAGUAAAUCAUUCGGAAGAAAAAAUUUAA